UCGGCCUCUCUCUCUCUCCCUCGCGCAGUCGUUUUCUCCUCUGCCUUUUCCUCAGCAUCCCCCUCUCAGUGAUGGCGUGUGUCGAUGCUGCUCGGGCGUCCGGGGCCUAACGCGCACAAGGCCCUUCCCCCGAUCCGCUGCAGCCUCCCUGGGCCCCGUGUCCCAGCCUGCCUGCCUGCCUCCACCCCCCCUCCCGCCCUGCGCUGGUGUCUGGAAGCUGGGCUCUAGGGGUGGAGGGAGCCGACGUUUCCGCUUCGCUGGGGGAGCCUCUUUGAACGAGCUAUGCCCUACCCCGGCAUCCUCUAACCCGUCGGACUCCUCCGAAUCCGCUCUCCCACCGUCCGUGGGAGGGGGGGGGGGGGGGGGGCAGAGGAAUGAAAAGCUGCAGUCAUGAUGGAAGGACUGAAAAAACGGACGAGGAAGGCCUUUGGGUUACGGAGGAAGGAGAAGGACAGCGACCCCACCAGUUCACCUGGCAAAGAGGGAACUAAGAAGACCAAUGGGGCUGCCAACGGCUACAAUGGCGAGAUUGAUUGGGGCCGAUACACUUCCCCAGAUGUGGACGACGAGGGCUUCAGUCUUCGGCCGGGGGAAGAGGGAGAAGCAGCUCCCAAAGGCAAGCAGUUCUUCUCCUCCAGCGACUCGGAGGACGAGGAGGACAGCAAGAAGAAGUUCAAGAUCAAGAUCAAGCCCCUGCCCUCGGACAGCGGCAGGUGCUCCGUCCCCUCCAUGGACGAGCUGAAGGCCUCGGUGGGAGGCCUGGCUCUCUCCCCCUCGCUGAGGAGAAGUCCGAGACGCAGUCCGGGACCGAUAAAGAGACACCUGUCUUGUGAGGAGAUCGCCAGACCCAGACGCUCGACUCCAACGCCAAGCCCCGCCCCCGAAACACCAAGUGACAGAGUAUCCCAGAAUCCUUCAGCUUUCUUUGGUCCUCCUCCUGAGACUACGCACAGCAUACAAAGAUAUGACGUGGUCCCUAAGGAGUCAUCGGAAGCAUGGAGUGACUCCAGACCCCAGCCAGACUCCCCUCUGUCCAGGGGCUUUCCGACUGGAGCUCCUCCUCCACUUCCUCCCAAGAAAAUCCCAAGUAGUCAUGGGUACUCCUCGGAAUCUUCUGCCGAUCUACCCAAUGGCAGAGCUCUCCGAAGCCCUGCCCCCAUCUAUCUCAACGUCCAAUCACCGGCUUCCUACAGAGGCUCCCCGGUGCCUGACCUGGACGAUGUGUUUGGCCCGGUGGACAACCUGCGAACCAAUGAGGACAGAGCGUCACCCAGAUGGGUCAGCUUCAGCGAGAGGCCGCCCCCUCCAGAUGAACCUGCCCCUCCCCCGCCCCCCUCCUCCCCUCCACCAGACACCCCCUCCUCCGCAUCCUCCCCCUGCCUCUCCCCUGGACCCCCGCCAGACGAGCCCCCUCCUUCCCCACCCGCGUUCUCCCCCUCCUCCUUGCCACCCUUCUCUCCCCCAGACUCGCCCCCCUCCAUUGUCCUUGGACCACCUCCCAAUGAGCCGGCGCCCCCCCUGCCUCCAGAUUUCUCCCCGCCAGACUCCCUGCCCUCCUGCCUGGACCAGGAGCUGCAAGAACUGUACGCGGCUGACCUCGAGGCACUGGAGCUGUGUCAGUACAUGUCCUCCCCUGCCCCCACCAGCCCCGUGCCUCCCCUGCCUUCAGAGCGCUCUCCCAGGGCAGGCGUCCCUCCACCCCUGGUCCUGGGGGCCACCGGGGGGAAGAGGACCCCGGAGGGAGCUUACCUGAGGGAGGAGCUGCCUGACUUCAUGGCCUCGCCCAGGGAGCUAACCCCCGGCUUCCGGGGCACCCCCCCCCCCCUCCCUCCGCCAACCUACAGGUCUAUCGUCUCCUCACCCGGACCCUACUCUGGCAGCGGCCCCUCCUCUCCAGCUCGUCCUGUCACGCCCCUCUCGGGUGGCAGUCCAGUCCCUCCUCCUCCCCCUCCAAGACCCUCCUCUCGGCCCAAACUGCCGCCUGGGAAACCCUUUGGUGACCUGACUCGGCCCUUCAGUCCUCCGGUCUCAGGCAGCCCCCCGCCCGUCGCCCCGCUGGCCAGGGCAGAGAGCUCCUCCUCCAUCUCCUCUGUCACCUGUGUGAGCGCAGCCUCCACUCCCACUCUGGGGAGGGAGCUCAACUUAUCCGCCACAGGGUGCUCCAGAGGACCCAGUCCGCUCACUAUGGGAUCCCAGGACACUCUGCCUGUGGCGGCUGCUUUCACAGAGACCAUCAACGCUUAUUUCAAAGGAGCUGACCCCAGCAGGUGUGUGGUGAAGAUCACCGGGGAGAUGGUCCUCUCCUUCCCAGCAGGCAUCACCAGACACUUUGCCAGCCACCCUUCUCAGCCCAUCCUGACCUUUAGCGUUAGCAACUAUAGCCGUCUUGAGCAGGUGCUACCCAAUCCGCAACUACUGUGCUGCGAUACCACUAUGCCAGAUGUGGACACCAAGGAAUUCUGGGUGAACAUGCCAAACCUGAUGAGUCAUCUGAGGAGAGUGGCCGACCAGAAGCCUCAGGCCACCUACUACAACGUGGACAUGAUCAAGUACCAAGUGUCAUCAGAUGGGAUCCAGUCCACUCCUCUGAACGUGGCGGUGAGUUGGCGAGGUGACGCCACCAGCACUGACCUCAGGAUAGACUACAAAUACAACACUGAGGCCAUGGCCACCCCCGCGCCGCUCCACGACAUCCAUUUCCUGGUUCCCGUGGACGGGGGAGUCGCCAAACUUCAAGCCAUGAUCCCCCCUGCCAUCUGGAACCCGGAGCAUCAGACCAUGCUAUGGAAGAUCCCCAGCCUUUCCCAGCGGUCGGAAAAUGGAGGUGUGGGGGCCUUACUGGGGAGGUUCCAGUUGACGGAUGGUCCUAGUAAACCUUCCCAGUUGGCGGUGCAGUUCACCAGUGAGGGCAGCACUCUCUCUGGCUGUGACAUCCAGCUGGUGGGGACUGGCUAUAGGCUUUCCCUCGUCAAGAAGAGGUUCGCCGCAGGGAAGUAUUUGGCCGACAAUUAGUCCACACUGUUGUAAAAGAAGCUAAGAUGGAACAAUGGAUUGUGAGAAUAAGAGACGGGGAAUGGAUCGCACACUUAAAACAUGGCAUCAACAGAGAAACUUCUGGAACUUCUUUCACUUCUGUUAUGAUGAUGCAUGUUGGACUAAACAAAUAGGAUGUAGUCAACACUCCAGGGUAUAAUUUUACUGUAAAACACAUUUUAUUCAGUAGUGUCACUGCUGAGUUUAUGCAAGUAGUACCAGUUUUUGUUGUUGCAGCCACUGGGUUUUAGAGGCAAAUCACAAAGCACAUUUAACUAAAUUAGCAUAGUUACUCAUCCUUCAUGAUCCAUACAGUGACCCAGCCUUAUUUGAGAGAAGUUUAUAAAUAGAAAAUAAAAAAAAAUAUUCCUAGCAGAAAAAUGUGAAUAAAUACUGUAAUUAAUGUUACAUUUGUCUAAAUUGAGAAUAAAGGUAACUCCUUUCCUGAGCCAAGUUAGUGUAACAUUUUGAUGGAUGCCAUCAUUGAGCGUUUUUUCCAUUUGAUCUUGUUGACACAUUCAUCAACCAGCACCUGAUGUAAGGUCACAACAAAUUAGUGGUGUUUUCCCAAUUACGGACAGAGUAAACAAUAUGGCUGCCUUUCUAGCAGGAACAAGGAGUUAAUGUGUGUUGACUACUAGUACUACACAACAGGUUAAUAUGGCAGAAUAUGAUAGAAACCUCCAAUAACUGUUUAUUGAGAAUAGGCUACAAUACCAUGUGAUGUAUGUCCCCUUUGUUAUUUAAAUUUCUUGUUUUUCCACCAUGUGGAGUAAAUAGGUGUUUUAUCAUUUUCUAAAAGCAAUAUUUAAAAUCGGUAUGUAAAAAUUGUAAAUACAAAAGACGUUUCCUGAUCUGAUAUAUGUUUGGAAAUAUGAGUGUAUGUGUAUUGUUUAAGAAUACAUUGGUGUUGUUAGACCUUAAAUAGAACAUUGCAGCACUUUUUAGACAACAGUUCAUGUUUUUUCGCGUGGAAAUUACUGUGACAUGUCCAUGAUUUAAAAAAAUAAGUAAAAUGGCGCAUGUAAUUUGCAUCACUUAAACCGUUAAUCAUCAUCACCCCACUUUAUUCUGUACUCCAGUGCAAAUCCGUUUCAUUUUAGGAUGUUAAGAUAAAAACGAUAUGGAAAGCAAAAUAUUAAACAUGAGUCAUAGUCUGUGACAAGGCUAUUCAGAUCCAGGCCGGUAGUAGAGGAGUAGAGAACUACACUUGCUGUAAAUUCCACGUUCUACAUUGUGGUUGCACCUGAGAACUGACACUACCUUUAGCAUGUUUCCCAAGUAUUGCACCAUAGACAGUCAACGUCAUCCUCUCUUUCGUCAUCCUCUCUUUCGUCAUCUUCUCUAGGCUACACAUGAACAUUUUUAUGGCAUCAGUAAUUGCUUCUUAAGCUUGGUGCCAUCCACGCCAUGUGUUUUGAACAUUACAUUUUAUAGAAUUUUUUUAAGCGUCCUGGUCGCAUCGCAAUAGACCAAUUAUUUGUUUGUAAACAAUCGGGAUGCGCGCGCACUGUGGCUGCAGAAAACUGGGAAAGGAUA
Molecule: messenger RNA, 4572 nt
Organism: Hypomesus transpacificus
Lineage: Eukaryota; Metazoa; Chordata; Actinopteri; Osmeriformes; Osmeridae
Product: SH3-containing GRB2-like protein 3-interacting protein 1
Biological process (GO): synaptic vesicle endocytosis; clathrin-dependent endocytosis; clathrin coat assembly
Cellular component (GO): clathrin-coated vesicle; clathrin-coated pit; cytoplasm
Source: RefSeq, a predicted model, not a curated record